AUGCAACUGUUCCUUGAGCAGUUUGUGAAUGAAGUAAACAGCACAGGGGUGGUGAAGUGGACUCAUAGAGGAGACAUUCAUGUGUCAAAGCCUUAUGUAUUGUGUGUUUCUGUUGAUGCACCUGCAAGGGCGGCUGUGCAGAACAUGGUGACUUUCAAUGGAUAUUUUGGUGGUCCAUGGUGCCUGAUUCCAGGAGAACACCGAGAAGGUGCUAAUCAAAACUUCCUGGACACAUCUUCGAAUGUUGCGAGGAUGACAAGCUUUCAAAUAAACCAGCCUACGGAGGAUCCCCCUUCUUGGACCGUGCAGAAAUGGAACCAAGUGACUACGUUCCUGGAAGAGAACCGGCAGCACGUGUUCUAUUUGUUCGUCUUCUACGUGGUCACAAUAGUAUUAUUCGUCGAGAGAUUUAUCUCCAGCUACUCCUACAUGUCGGAACACAUGGACCUGCGGCACGUGAUGGGAGUCGGUAUCGCCAUCACACGAGGAUCAGCGGCUUCACUCUCCUUUUGCUACUCACUCCUGCUGCUCACAAUGUGUCGCAAUCUGAUCACCAAGAUACGCGAGCUGCCUCUGCAGCAGUACAUGCCGCUCGACUCGCAUGUCCAGUUUCACAAGAUCGUCGCCCUGACAGCACUUUUCUUCAGCCUGGUGCACACCGUUGGACACUACAUAAAUUUCUACCACGUCUCCACGCAGCCAGCGGAGCAUCUGCGAUGCAUGACGAAAGAAAUGCAUUUCGACUCUGACUUCAAGUCUACGAUUACCUUCUGGGUAUUUCAAACAGUCACCGGUAUCACAGGUGUACUGUUGUUCAUUGUGAUGUGCGUCAUAUUUAUCUUCGCACAUCCAAAAAUCCGGCAAAAGGCGUACAGCUACUUUUGGAUGACGCACAGUCUCUACAUUCUUCUGUAUGUCCUCUGCUUGCUGCAUGGCCAGGCUAAACUUACAGGUUCGCCUCGUUUUUGGAUGUUCUUCAUUGGACCAGCCAUUGUGUUCACUUUGGACAAGGUUGUCAGCCUUCAGACAAAAUACAUGGAACUGGACAUUCUGGACACUGAGCUUCUGCCAUCAGACGUGACCCGUGUGAAGUUCACGCGGCCGCCCAAUUUCAAGUACUUGUCAGGACAGUGGGUGCGGCUCAGCUGCACGGGCUUCCGUGCCAACGAGUACCACUCUCUGACACUCACGUCGGCCCCGCACGAGAACUACCUGUCUGUGCACGUGAAAGCGCAGGGACCCUGGACGUGGAAGCUGCGCAACUACUUGACCCCCAGCAAUCUGCACGAGAGUAUGCUGCCCAAGGUGCGUGUGUCCGGGCCGUCGGUGGCGGGAACCAGGUACUGGUACAAGUUUGAAAUUGCCGUCAUGGUGGGUGGUGGCAUAGGCGUUACACCGUAUGCCUCUAUACCUCACGACCUUGUCUUCGGCACUUCCACGAACCGCUACUCGGGAGUCGCUGCAAGAAGUGUAUACUUCAUGUAUUGUCCCUCGCAUCGGCACUUCGAGUGGUUCAUCGACGUUCUCAGAGACGUAGAAAGAAAGGACGUCACCAAUGUUCUGGAAAUCCAUAUUUUUAUAACGCAGUUUUUCCACAAGUUUGACCUGAGAACCACUAUGCUGUAUAUUUGUGAAAACCACUUCCAGAGGGUCUCUAACAGGAGUAUGUCACUGGUCCUGAAGGCGAUCAAUCUUGGAAGGCCUGAUAUGUCUGCCUUCCUGAAGUUCGUGCAGCAGCAGCACUCCUAUGUGAGCAAAGUGGGCGUAUUCAGCUGUGGGCCUUCGGCUCUCACGAAGAGCGUGAGCUCCGCCUGCGAGACGGUGAACAACAGCCGCAAGCUGCCGUACUUCAUACACCACUACGAGAACUUCUGACCAGUGCGCGCCAGGCACUGGCGCCAUACUGCCAAAAAUGAAGCCAACUGUGAUGAUGACGACAGUGCACGUAGCUCCAGCCGCUGCUGCUGAUCGUCUGUUCCCGUUACGUACCGUGGCUGCUUCUGGCGCGGCCAUUUCGACUCAGCGCCUACACUGACGGGACUUGCACGAGAAGGAACUUUUCUUUUUGGUGCCUUUCCGUUCCGCCCCUUGCUUACGUAUGUGCUUCGCGCUCAGAAGCAUCUUUGUAGGUAGCCUCAAAAGUGUGCGUCGUUCCUCGUCGAGUCUGAUAUAUGUUGUGUGCGGGCAUAGCUGUUCCGCUGAGUGUCGGCGCUCACUGGGUGAUAAGGAGACAACGUGACUCAUAUGCAACCAAAAGUGUUUGCUUUACACGCAACAGAAAUGUACGCCUACUCUGCGCCGGCUAUCUUGUGAAAUUAUCUAUUUUUCUUGUUUCGACUGUUUUGAAUGUCUACUACCGAACUUCCUGUUAUGAAUGGUCCCAGACAGUUGUAAGUCGGUGCAGGCUCGAGCUGAGCUCUGAUGGCAUUCAGCGGGGAAUAUAUUUAUGAUAUUUUAAUGCAUCUCAACCACCUUUUUUUUUCCGUAGCCUUGCUGUGGUCCAAUCGGUAAACCUGCUUGCAUCUUAGGCAAUAAUUGGCUCUGAUGGUAUUGGUUUUGUGUCGGACCUUGUAAAAUCAUACCAGAUUAUUGAGAAAUAGGUUCAAUUAAUUAGGCGAUCCAGUCAGGUAAUUUUUAGUAGUAUGCCAUAAUGUGACAACGGGAUGACAAAGAAAGCAUCAGGAGGAAGGUAAGCGUGUACAGCCCAUGUUAAGUUCUUUCAGUAAUGUGUCAAGUUCAGUGGCAUGAUUUCAAUGUGGCUAAGCAAGUCUGGCAAUAGUGAUUGCGAGUUUACACAAUGUGUCCCACGAGGCCUUUAGCUUCUGAACAAUCUGACGAGUUGGUCCUGCUUGACGUUCUUGGACUUAAAUUUAUGAACUGCAAACGGAGAUUAAGUAUUUCCUGUAACACUUUUUGUGUACCCACAUGUGGUGUUGCGUAGUCAUUGAUGUUAUAUCGCAACACUCUUGGUGAUUUUAUCCAGUUUCUUUUACGCACACGUUUUUUAAUAAAGUUUAUUUUUUAUCCACAA
Molecule: messenger RNA, 3031 nt
Organism: Dermacentor silvarum
Lineage: Eukaryota; Metazoa; Arthropoda; Arachnida; Ixodida; Ixodidae
Product: dual oxidase-like
Biological process (GO): defense response; superoxide anion generation
Cellular component (GO): plasma membrane; NADPH oxidase complex
Molecular function (GO): superoxide-generating NAD(P)H oxidase activity
Source: RefSeq, a predicted model, not a curated record